This is a messenger RNA of Hypoxylon trugodes, 1957 nucleotides long. RefSeq lists its product as uncharacterized. Bases 274 to 1797 code for a protein of 507 amino acids. The record is from RefSeq and is a predicted model, not a curated record. The transcript has a single exon. Lineage: Eukaryota; Fungi; Ascomycota; Sordariomycetes; Xylariales; Hypoxylaceae.
GUUCCACCUUGUUCCACCUAGUAUACCACCUUCAACACUUUGAUUCCAAGAUACUGAUCCUCUCAUUCGUUACUUAUACCUUUACUCUUAUACACACCCCACAAUCCUGCUGCUAGUAGGCUAGCUGCAUCUGUUGUUUUCCUCUCGAUCAGCAUUCGUGCAUACCUUCGUCCUUGGCUUGGCUACGUUUUCAGUCACCGCGCCUUGACUAGCCUCGUUUUUUUGCUCCUGAAUUCGCAGUGUCUAGAGGCUUGUCGCGUAUCAGUAGCACACAUGCAGGCCCUACCAUUUUUCCAAGUUUCGGACCUCCCUCCUUCGGCCUCCUUCUUUGCGGCAGUCGCCCAGCCGCUGGGUCUCAAGUAUAUAUCCGCCAAUUCCUCGUCGAUAGUAUUUGGUGACACCAAUUCGCCUACCCCUGAACCGAUCUUUGAGGUAAAGCAAAGGAUCGGCCCCGACGCCCACCCGCCGCAACCCUGCCGCUUAGUCCUCUCAGCAACUUCACCCUCGGUCGUAUCCGCCUUCCACGCAGCUGCCCUGCGAUCCAAUCCAGAUCUAAAGGAGUGUGGCCCAAACAUCAAUUACCUACAUAUACAAGACAAUUCAGAUCCGAACGGUGAAAGUCGCGCAAGAGUGAGCGACUUCGACGGGAAUAUUAUGGAAGUCGUUCACGGCAGUACUCCUGAUUAUGCCACAAGCCAGGUCGGCUCGACGGUGCGUCGAACUCAGUCCUCUUCACACGAAGUGAGUCGCGUUCUUGACUGGAACCUAGAUGUGGCGCCCUCACGGUCCGUCGUCGGCUCUGCCACGGCCAGCUCGACCGUGGGGAGCCGUGCUUCCAACGGUGACCCCCUUACCGUGCUGCGGAAAAGCGUCACCACGACCUCGACUGUAGAGUCCUCGCCGCGUGAGAAUCCACAGGGGCUCACUUCCACUGUGUUCGGUACUGUCCUUGGUGUCGCUGUUGGCGCCGCCGUUGGUGGUGCUCUCACUUAUUCUAUGAUGAAGGACGACCGAGAGCGUAUGGCUUUCCAGGAAUAUGAGCAACCACCCGCAUUUGCCAGACGUUCUACGUUUCCGGACCCCUACCCAACAAACCAACCCAGGUACUACCCGCCAGCUAGCUUCGCCGGUGGGCCAAGAAGCAGGGUAGUGGAGGAGCUCGACGAUCGUGCUAGCCGUCACUCAAGCCAAUACACUACUGGAAGCCGAACCCGAAGCGAGGCCUCUUCGGCAAGACGCCCACUUAUGAUAGCUGAUCACGAGUAUAAGAGCAACGCUGGCAGCAGUGCGGGUCCCAAGUACGGCGACGCGCCACGACUGCUGAUGGAUGCGGAGCACCGCAGCGUCGCGAGCUCCAGGCACACCGCUGCGGAUAACCAUAGCCAGGCGGGUUCAAGAUACACUACAGCAUCAUCGAGACGCUCUCCAGAGUCGGAUUAUCGUAGCUACGCUAGUUCGAAAUAUACUUCUACAGCGAGGCCCCGCGACCCUGAAGUUGAGACAUACAUCUCAGCCCGUAGCGAUAGGUCCGCUAGUACGAUUAGGCCCGCGCCCGCCAGCGUCGAGACAGCGCCGCCAUCACGUGCUCCAUCGAAGGCCGGAAGUCGUUUCUCUUCAUCCACGGUUCGAGGACCCAAUCGUGCGCCAAGCCAUGUUUCAGCCAGGAACGUACCGCAGCCGGAGAGUGUUAUCGGAGGAGGGCGUGGAAAUUGGGAAGAUGAUGUGGAUAGUGUGGCGCCAAGUGAUAGUAUAAGCAAUGUUGGAAGUCGGAGCAGUCGGCGCUCGCAGCGUGUCUAGUAUUUGGGGGAGUUCUAUAGCGAUACAACUGGUUAAAAUGAGAAAUAUGCGAUAGAAUCCUAUGUAUUGGGAGGACAUUUGAUUCGGGCACAUCUGCAAUGGAUUAUACAGUUUUGAUAUUGGUAUUUUUAGUGGAAUCUGGGCAUAUAAAUAUAUAUAC